CCCUCAGUGAAGAAGACAUACACCACCCCAGUAGUUAUAGCAGGAACAAACAAACAUGGCACAAUUAGCUUAUGUCACCAUCGCCAUUGUUGCCUUCUUCCUCAUCCUCCUUCCACAAUCUUAUUUUUCUGAAUCUAUUUCAAGCCAUCACCCUGGCUCCUCCUCACCUACGCAAUCAGAUGUUGAUCUUUUAGAAUUUCCUCUGAAUUUAGAGUAUUUGGAAGCUGAGUUCUUUCUAUAUGGCUCUUUGGGCUAUGGCUUGGAUAAAGUUAAUCCAGGCUUAACCCAGGGAGGUCCAUCUCCCAUUGGUGCUAAAAAAGCUCAUUUGGACCACUUCACUAGGGAUGUUAUCACCCAAUUUGCAUGGCAAGAAGUUGGACAUUUGAGAGCUAUUAAAAGUACAGUAAAGGGAUUCCCAAGGCCAUUGUUGAAUUUGAGUGCAGAAUCAUUUGCCGAGGUGUUUGAUUCUGCAUUUGGUCAUCCCUUGGUUCCCCCUUUUGACCCUUAUGCCAAUUCAAUCAACUAUCUCCUUGCAUCCUAUGUGAUUCCUUAUGUUGGUCUCACUGGGUAUGUUGGAGCCGCCCCAAAGCUCCAAGGUCCUGUUUUCAAAUCGGUAAGCUUCAAACACAAUAACAAGAAACUGAAAAUAUAACCCGAUUAUUUGUUC
Messenger RNA from Prunus avium (sweet cherry), 667 nucleotides. The record is from RefSeq and is a predicted model, not a curated record. NCBI's taxonomy places the organism in Eukaryota, Viridiplantae, Streptophyta, Magnoliopsida, Rosales, Rosaceae.